AUUUUGUUGGCCGUUAACUUAUUCGUAUACAUUGUCCGCUCCACCUUGGGGAAAUCCAAGAGCCUUAACAAGGAGCCAAGUCUAGAGCCAAGAUGUAUAUCCCCGUGGGGGCAAAGCCCAACACCAUGGCGGAGCUCGUGGCCGAUCUCGAGCGCCGUCAAUCCCGAAAUCCGGCCGGUGGUGAUGUCUCGAGCAAAGCCUCCACACAAUCCGCAAACUCGGCCAACACCGGCACGACGGCUCCGACGACGCCCGCGGGAGGAUCUGCAGCGACGAAGCAGACUGCCGCAGAGGCGAUUCCGAUAGGGAGACAACCUAGAAGCUUGGCCCACCUGGUAGAGGACCUCGAACGUCGCCAAGCGAACAGCCCUGCGGUUGACGAUGAUGCUUCCAGCGUGGCGUCGGGACAGUCCGCUCCUUCUGUGGCCAGCGCCGACUCUGGGGCGACUUCGAAUGCGGGCACCGGGAGCAGGCCGGCCUCUACUCGGAGUGCUGCUCAAGCUCCCAAGGCUAUCAGUGGCCGCUCCGAGGAUCUUGUUGACUUUUUGGUAGGCCUCGAUCGUCGUCAGACUCGCGGCAGCCGCACCGGUUCGAGCGCCGAGUCCGCCGAGUCUUCCCAGUCUGCCCCCAGCGUGAGCUCUGUAGGAUCUUCCAACGCGGGGAGGGGACAGCAACCGGCUCCUACCACAACCCCGGCACCGACUUCUUCGCUGCCUCCUCCAGCGGCGGCUCCCACCACGGUGGCUCCUCCCGCAUCGACUCUUCCCGUAGCUGCCCAGUCUCUGGGCGGGCGGUCCAACGAUUUGGUCGACUUUUUGGUUGACCUCAGCCGCCGCCAGGCCAAACCAGCAGUCGGUAGCCAAGCCUCCAGUGCGCCGUCCGAGCAGUCUGCCAAUUCCCAGGGGACUAACAAUUCCGCCGCGACAUCCAACCGCAAUCAGCGAGCCCCUGCUGCCCCGGCCCCUACAGCGCCGGCCGGCAUCGUUGCAAAGUCCAUAGCUAUUGGCGAGCAGCCCAGCAGCAUAGCCGAGCUGAUGGCGGAUCUCGAUCGCCGUCAGGCCAACAGGGCCCCAAACGGCAGUGAUGAUGCUACCAGCGUUGCUUCCGGGCAGUCUGCCAACUCUGCGGGUACGUCGGACGCGGGCACAGGAAGCAGGCCUGCUGCCUCCGGCAAGGCGGCGCCUCUUGCUGUUGCAAGGCCGGUCGCCCUCGAGGCCAAGUCCAUCCCCAUCGGUGGACAGCCCAGCAGCCUUGCGGAGCUUCUGGCCGAUCUUGAAAAGCGUCAGGAAAAAAAGGACGGCAAGGCGUCGAGCGUGUCGUCCGGUUCCUCCCAGUCGGCCAAGUCAGUGGACUCCAAAGACAAGGGUACGACUAGUUCGGCGCCAGCUCAGGCCACGCAGGCGCCUACUACCAUCUCUGCACAGCCCACGCCGCCGGCCGCUGUUCUGCCUGGAGAGGCCCAGUCUACUCCCUCACCUUCUUCGGCAGCUCCCCCGCAGACUACCCCUGCCAUCCCAGAAGGGGGCAACGAUGCAGUGCAGAGCCCGGCGGCACCCACAUCGACUUCUGCUGGUGCAGCGGAUAAGGUCAACGGCGCCAACCCGUCGCCCACAACCCUCCUGACUCUGACUUCAGAGCCCCCGAGGACCACUGUGCUUCCUACUGCCCCGCAGAACAAUGUAGCGCAACCAGCGGGAAGCGCAACUGCCGGUAUUGACCCUCAACCUCAGAACGUAGGAGUCGUGGCUGGAGCUAUAGUUGGAAGCCUUCUCGGUGUCGCUAUCCUCGGUGCCAUCAUCUUCUUCCUCUGCCGCCGCCAGCAGCGCAAGCGAGACUCGGGCUCCGUCACCGAGCGCCGGCGCAACUGGGAGAGUCGCUUGUACGGCUCCGAACGCAGCACGGUAAGCGGAGGAGCCAGGAGCACGAUCCGCAGCUUCUUUGCUCGCCGGUCCGCGGGUCCCGGCCCCGCCCAACCUGGCAACAUAUCAGAGGCGCCCAGCAGGUUUCCGUCGCACCACCCGACCCUGCCCAAGGCCGCGUUUGAUUCGCGCCGCUCGGAGCGGUCCACGGGGCUGUCGGCGCUCGACGAGAAGCAGUACCAGACGUACCAGAACCUGGUCGGACGAUUGAACGAGAAGCAGCCUGUACCUUUUGAUCACCCUUACUAUCAGAACGAUGAAUGGAAAUGAAGGCGGGGACGAGGAAAGUGUGCCUGAUGAUGGGACAUGGAAUGCAUGAGCCAUCGGCUCGAAAUAUUCUUUUCUUUCUUGUCGGGAGUCUUUUCCCGAAUGUUACAGUCCUUACCUCUAUUUUGCAUACAUUUUCAUCUAUACCUAUAUAGAUCGUUUUUUAGCAUUUGCAUUUGGCAUUUUCAUUUGGCAACUCUCGUCGGAAGCGACCGUCAACUAUAAUGAAAGGAUGGACAGCCCUCUCAUCACGCCAUUCAAGCGCAGCUAGAAAUAGAAUCACAACUUUUGUGUUGGUGCGGGUACCACAUACAAAGAAAAGAUAUUAAUUCACAAAGAAAUAAUGCACUG
Pyricularia grisea is the source of this 2537-nucleotide messenger RNA. RefSeq lists its product as uncharacterized. Bases 93 to 2189 code for a protein of 698 amino acids. The transcript is spliced from 2 exons. The record is from RefSeq and is a predicted model, not a curated record. NCBI's taxonomy places the organism in Eukaryota, Fungi, Ascomycota, Sordariomycetes, Magnaporthales, Pyriculariaceae.